AUGGACAACCGGCCCGCUUCCGAGUACGCACAGCCAGACCAAAAUUCUGCUGCUGCUGCUCACUACACCCCGCAACCCGAGGUCCGCCCUACGCCGCAGUAUACACCGCAGCCUGAGGUCCGACCCGCCAAUAUUUCGUCGGCCAACACCCCUCAGUCAGACUACGGUCUGAACCCUCCGCCGACCGCCCGUUCGCCUGCCUACCAGGACUAUCUUCACCGUCCUCCCCAGUCCUACGCCCCCAACUCCCAACCCGGUGGUGCGGCAGGUAUGGCUCAAGCAACAAAUCCCUCGCUUCCGGCCAACAGCCCCACGUAUCCUCCUCCCUACUCUCCCUACCAGCCUCAGGGGCAUGAGAUGGCGCAGUACCAGGGUCACCCCCCUCCGCCUCAGCAUAUGUACGCGCGUCCGGAUUGGCCUCACAGCUAUGGACAGCAGCAUCAUGGAUUGCCGGGACCUUACGCUUCCCCGGCCACAACGGUCUACUCAUUUGUCCCAAUUCCUGGCGCACAGCAGCAUAAGCGUCCUCGUCGUCGUUACGAGGAAAUUGAGCGCAUGUAUAAGUGUGGAUGGAACGGAUGUGAGAAAGCAUAUGGUACUCUAAACCAUUUGAAUGCACACGUGACUAUGCAAUCGCAUGGCGCGAAGCGUACUCCUGAGGAAUUCAAGGAAAUCCGCAAGGAAUGGAAGGCCCGCAAGAAGGAGGAAGAGGCUCAGCGCAAGGCUAUUGAGGAGCGUGAGCGUGCUGCCGCCCAGGCUGCCCAGGCCAACCAGGUCGAACCUCCCAAUCCCUCCGACCCAUCCCACGGACAGCCGCCUGCUUACGCCGGCGGAGUCCGUCCUCAACUCCCUCCGAUCGGAUACCAGCCCGCGGAUAGCCAAGUCCCCAGCCAGUACGGUGGUCCUCCUGGCGGUGGCAUGGUCUACCAGAACAAUGCACAGAUGGCCUACCCUCCCAACUACCCUCACUCUCCCUACCAGAGCGGACCGGUGUACCCGCAACGUGAGUAA
Messenger RNA from Penicillium samsonianum, 1011 nucleotides. RefSeq names its product putative C2H2 transcription factor (Con7). Bases 1 to 1011 code for a protein of 336 amino acids. NCBI's taxonomy places the organism in Eukaryota, Fungi, Ascomycota, Eurotiomycetes, Eurotiales, Aspergillaceae. The record is from RefSeq and is a predicted model, not a curated record. Gene Ontology annotation, biological process: regulation of DNA-templated transcription. The transcript has 5 exons.